Daldinia caldariorum is the source of this 591-nucleotide messenger RNA. Its product is annotated as AhpD-like protein. Bases 1 to 591 code for a protein of 196 amino acids. The transcript has 3 exons. Gene Ontology annotation, molecular function: peroxiredoxin activity. NCBI's taxonomy places the organism in Eukaryota, Fungi, Ascomycota, Sordariomycetes, Xylariales, Hypoxylaceae. The record is from RefSeq and is a predicted model, not a curated record.
AUGCGCAUCCCCUACGUCCCGAACCCGCCGCAGCCGACGACGGAGGACGAAGCAGCGAUCGUAGCGCGGAUCUCGGCGCGGCGGGCGCCGCGGCCGCUGCAGCCGCUGGACCUGGCGCUGCUGCACUCGCCGGCGGUGGCGGACGGGUGGAACAGCUUCCUGGGGGCGAUCCGGACGCGGGCGGCGGCGGUGGGGGCGCGCGAGCGCGAGAUCGCGAUAUGCAGGGUCGCCGCGUGCAACGGGGCGUGGUACGAGUGGGCCCACCACGAGCCGCUGGCGAGGGCGGCGGGCGUGAGCGAGGUGGGGAUGGGGGUUGUGGGGAGGGAGGUUUUGGUGGCGGAGAGGGAGGGGGAGAUUGAUAAAGGGGAUUUGUCGGACAAGGAGUGGGCUGUGUUGAGGUACGCGGACGAGAUGACGAGGAAUGUCAAGGUGUCGGAUCAGACGUUCGAGGCGCUGAGGGAGCUGUGCAGCGAGAGGGAGGUUGUUGAGAUUACGGCUACUGUUGCGGCGUAUAACUGCGUUAGUCGUUUUCUAGUCGCGUUGGACGUCGGCGAGAAAAACGGUACCGGACCUGAUGGUACUAAACACUGA